CUGGGCCAUGAACAACUUCGGUAGGCGUCCCCUGCAUGCCACCUACGCAUCGCUUGCACUGAUGUUUUUUGGCUUCGCCGUUGACCAUACGCACACCGUCGUCAAAACUACGACAUCAUCCAACGUAAGCACGCGUAGCUGUUUGUCCGAACUUGUCCCGCAUUCCACGCGUGCGAUUCGCGUUGUCCGAAACUGUCCCACACUGAGACUCGGGCGCAGCCAGCUUUUCGGUAAUGGCAUUCGGAAAUUGUCCUGCCCUGACCCACCAGACUAGCAGCGCUUGGAAAGCACCUGAGAACAGGUAUGACAUCCGGUUGCAG
This is a messenger RNA of Fimicolochytrium jonesii, 320 nucleotides long. RefSeq lists its product as uncharacterized. The transcript has a single exon. The record is from RefSeq and is a predicted model, not a curated record. Lineage: Eukaryota; Fungi; Chytridiomycota; Chytridiomycetes; Spizellomycetales; Powellomycetaceae. Bases 8 to 274 code for a protein of 88 amino acids.